ACUGAGAUUCCAGUUCCGAAAGCUGCUCUAAGAGGAAAUGCACUCAUUUCUGUUCCAUUCAGCGUGAGCCGGUGCUUUGCUGUGGUGUUUGACGGGCAUACCUUUUUGAGACAGAGCAAAGACGUAAACAGAUUGGAUUACAUGGACACUGGUGGCAGAACAGACAGAAAUUCAUAAAGUUGAAGAUGUCUGGCAGUUAAGUUUUGUUUUGUUUUUUUUUCUAAGAAGGCUUCCUGACUGCGUUUUGAGUGUGGCCUGCUGAGGACUCGGCACCAUCAAAUACAUGCCUGUAGAGGGCGCAAUCUGACAAAAUUUGGCUUCUUUAAGGUUUGUCUCAGCAUUAUUUUGCUCCCGCAUUAAGUUAGUAUUUUUAACUUUUAUUCCAAGUGAAAUUGUCUUAUGUAAAUAAGUCAAACAAAUAUUCCCUUAAAACUUUCUAUUCCUGAUUUAAAUUUUUGCUGAAACAACAACCGAUUGGAGUGAAUACUAAAUACUAAAUUAAAUUUAUGAUAAUUAUCACUAAAUUGAAUUGCUAUGUAUAUUUUGACUCAUAAAAAUGGUUUUGACCAUUUCAAAUUUGAAACCUCAAACCUUCUCAUUUUCACACGUAGACAUGUAGCCAAACCUGAUCUGCCUGUUAAACAAGGAAGUUAAUGCAAGAAAAAAAAAAAAAAAGAUCUGGUUACUUGUGUUUUUAGGUGAGGUUUGACUUGCAAAGGCAGAACUACAGGAAGCAGAGCUGUGAAAGCUCACUUCUGCAUGCAAGCACAGGACAUCGGGGAUUUUAAAAAUGCUGAAACAACUCUUGGCCUUUGUGUCACUUUUUGCCUUCCUCAGCCUUUUGUUUUAUUCUGUGGUGUUAUACCAUUAUAAAAAUGUUUAUUAUGGUAUUCAUGUUGUUCACCGCUUUGUAAAUGAAAACCAGACAUAUUCCUGGAAGUUACUAGAUAAUUUAAAUGUUCCGAGUUCCGAGGUCAGUGUCACAAGGAAGCCAAUUAGCCCAACAAAAAUUUUGGAUCCAUGUCCCGAAACAUCACCAAAACUUGUGGGUCCUCUGAAAGUGGAGUUCAAUACAAGACGGACAUUAGAAAAUGUGAAAGCGGAGUCAAGUUCUUCAGAACUUCAGAUGGGAGGACGGUACAAGCCACCUGAUUGUAUCUCCCGACAAAAGGUGGCAAUUAUCAUCCCAUUCCGAAAUCGACAUGAGCACCUGGUACAUUGGCUUUAUUACUUGCAUCCUAUCUUGAUGCGACAACAGCUGGACUACGGCGUGUACGUCAUCAACCAGGAUGGGGAAGGAAUCUUCAACCGAGCUAAACUGAUGAAUGUUGGAUUUGCAGAAGCACAGAAGGAAUAUGAUUAUGAUUGCUUUGUCUUCUCUGAUGUUGACCUGGUGCCUCUUGAUGACCGUAACAUCUACAAAUGCUAUGACAAUCCCAGACAUUUGGCUGUGGCCAUGGACAAGUUUAACUUUCAUCUACCCUACAAUACCUACUUUGGUGGGGUCUCCUCACUGUCGAAGCAACAGUUCUCUAAAAUAAAUGGCUGUCCAAACAGUUACUGGGGUUGGGGCGGUGAGGACGACGACAUUUACAGGCGCGUCAUCUUCCAUGGAAUGUCCAUUUCUCGACCAGAUGGAGUGAUUGGGAAGUACAGGAUGGUCAGGCAUCAAAGAGACAAACACAAUGAGCCCAAUCCAGAGAAUCCCGGAAAACUUAGUAAAACGAAGUCUACCAUGGACAAAGAUGGACUAAAUACCCUCAGCUACACAGUCAAGGAUAUCUCAAAGGAUUUAUUAUUUACUUUCAUCACUGUGGACAUUCAAGCUCCAGCAAGUUGAUGGAAAUUGUAAAAUAUGGGUAAAUUACAGGGUAAUUUACUGUGAUCAGUAAAUUACUGAACACAGAGUCUGUUGUGUUCAGUAGGUUGUCAAACGUUAAACUCUUGAGGGAAAAUGACAGGUUUUCUGUGAGGUGCUGAUUUAAAUGGUUUACGGUUUAGAAGAAAAGCAACUUUCCUUUUGUGCCAAGCUUUUGAAGAAGAAUCAUGAUCUGCUUGUCUUUUCUUUUUUAUAUCUUUACAGUGGUAAUCUGUAAAACACGUGGGAAGCAAGUGUGUCUAAUGGAACUGAAAUAGCUGUGAAUGAAUGAAAACCCUCUCUGUGUGAAUGUCUCCAGGUUAGCCAUAAAGGAAGUGUGAAAUUUGUGGCUAGAAUUGUGAAAAUUACGAUAGGAGAACUUUUGUAUCUUUAAAAAAGUUAGGAAUGGCAUGUUAAAAGGUUUAAGGUUUGUAGCUGACAAGUUUGUCAGUCUCUAUCUGAUCAGUUCCAUCAAUAUGAAAUAGCUUAGAUAUAUCUAUGUAAUGUGCAUAAGUGAUACGCUUUUGAAACCAAUGAUGUUUAUGUAGCCAUAUCAAGGCUGCAAAAUUUUGUCUCUUUUUUUCCUUACACUUAUUUCCACUUAAUUGUCUUAAUUUACAUUACAAAUAUAAAUUCAUAUUGAACAACA
This is a messenger RNA of Poeciliopsis prolifica (blackstripe livebearer), 2507 nucleotides long. Its product is annotated as beta-1,4-galactosyltransferase 1-like. Gene Ontology annotation, biological process: protein N-linked glycosylation; carbohydrate metabolic process. The record is from RefSeq and is a predicted model, not a curated record. The coding region runs from base 791 to 1840 and encodes 349 amino acids. The transcript has 2 exons. Gene Ontology annotation, molecular function: beta-N-acetylglucosaminylglycopeptide beta-1,4-galactosyltransferase activity; cytoskeletal protein binding. Lineage: Eukaryota; Metazoa; Chordata; Actinopteri; Cyprinodontiformes; Poeciliidae.